AUAAUGGCCAAACCUUCUCUUCUGUCUCUCCUCUCUCUCAUCGCCGUCAUCUCAGUCGCCGCCGCCGCCGCCUCCUCCACCUCAAACUUCAUCAAAACCUCCUGCAGCACCACCACAUACCCUUCUCUGUGCUUGAAAUCUCUCUCCGACUACGCCCCGACCAUCCAACAAGACCCUCAUGAGCUCGUCCAGACCGCUCUCUCCUUCUCCCUCAACAAGACCGUCGAGACUCGUGCCCUCGUCUCCAAGCUCCGGUCAAUCUCUGGCCUCAAACCCCGCGAGCUCGCCGCCCUCCGAGACUGCAUCGAAGAGUUGGCCGACAGCGUCGACCGGCUCGGCCGGUCCUUGAAGGAGCUCGAGCUGUGCAAGCCAAAGAGCGAGGACUUCACGCGGCACAUGAGCAAUGUGGAGACAUGGGUGAGCUCUGCUUUGAUGGAUCAGAGUUCUUGCAGAUAUGGAUUCGCCGGAAAAGCUUUGCCCGGCCGGAUCAAGGCUUCUAUCAGAGCUAGAAUGGUUAAUGUUGCUCACGUUACUGGCAAUGCUUUAUCUCUAAUCAACAAGUAUGCGUCUGGUAAUUACUGAGACAUAAAUUUAUAUAUAGUAGAGGAAGAUGAAUCUCUCAAGAUAUAUAUAUAUAUAUAUGGUUUCAUGUUUUGUGUCUCUGCGUCUGCACUUAGCUUUUGGUUCUUGUUUUUUU
Molecule: messenger RNA, 697 nt
Organism: Prosopis cineraria
Lineage: Eukaryota; Viridiplantae; Streptophyta; Magnoliopsida; Fabales; Fabaceae
Product: 21 kDa protein-like
Exons: 1
Coding region: 4-582 (192 amino acids)
Biological process (GO): negative regulation of catalytic activity
Molecular function (GO): enzyme inhibitor activity
Source: RefSeq, a predicted model, not a curated record